AUGUUUGAUGUCACGGCUUUAGUGUCUGGAGUUGCCGGUUUGCUGGUGGGGAGGGAUUAUUCUAUGAAAAACGGAAAACAAAAAAGCAACUGCCAUGUUCAUUCAUCAACUCAAAGUCAAACUCUGCACCAUCAUCAACUUAAUGAAAAACCAAAGCACCUAUCACCAAAUAAAAAUCCACAAACAGCCGAAGGUUAUCUAAGGAGGCCGAGCACGGUGACUACAUCAACUUUAACAGCCGACGAUAAUCUAGGAAGGACAUUUACUGCACUUAUUCUCAAGAAAAAUAAAGACAAUGGAUCAAUUUUGAAACCGUGCAGAGAAGACAUGGCUAUGUACAUAAGGAGGAAAAGGCAAUGGAUCUUGAAUUAUUUUGAAACUGUGCUAAGAAGACUUGGGCUAUGGACACAUAAGGAGGCGAUUUAUGGCUAUGUACAUGAGACAUGGGCUAAAGGUUAUGGGCCUGGGCCUAGGAAAUAA
Molecule: messenger RNA, 480 nt
Organism: Striga asiatica
Lineage: Eukaryota; Viridiplantae; Streptophyta; Magnoliopsida; Lamiales; Orobanchaceae
Source: the annotation of a GenBank genome assembly